AUGAUUAAAAUUGGUCGCCGUCUGCCUCCCAGAUCCAACACGAAUCCCCGUCCCCCUAAGCGACAGAAAACGACACCUGCCCAUCCUUCUCCCUCCCUUGCCCCCGUCGUCAACGACAUCCCAUCAUCACCACCACCUUCGCCGACGAAGCCCGCCAAAUCGCCAAAACCUUCUCCUCCUUCCUUUACCGAGGUCGAUUCCCUGAGGAAACAGGCGGAGCCCUACCGCCUUGCCGUCGCUGAGCUACCCAUCCAUCUCCUCGACUCCUCCUGGUCUCGCGGCAGUAACAGGCCCCUCGACCGUAACCAUGUCGCCCAUCUUUGUCGCUCUUUCCAGAAUGGUGGUCUUGCACGUCGAUCUGAGCAGCACUACAUCCAAGUCUCCUGCAGUGCCGCCGCCAUUGAAAAGAUGAUCAUCAACGCCCUCCCAGAUACUGAUCCGAGCCAUAUCCAGGACCGAUGUCAGCAUGUGUUAUCGUUCAGAAACUGGGCCGAUUUCAUUGAUGAGAGGCCCGAGCUCAUGGCUGGCCAGCAUCGCAUCGAGGCCUUGAAAGACUACGUGAAACAGACGCAUUCUGACUCAAGCGACUUAUGGUGGAUUUGCGAGUUUUAUGAUAAAGACACUCUACCAGUCGAACUUGACAUCAAGCUUCGUGUCAAUCGCCGUGAUCUCACCCUGCCCGACACCCAUGGUCAAAUCUGGCUACAGCUCGUCUCGGCCUUUGAUCGGGAUCCCACUUUAUUUUCCGUCGAGAGAAAUGUCAACAAGAAGGGUAUCGAGAAAAGCAUGCUGGAUAUCUUGUGCCUGACAAGUGAAGCUCGCUUUCCCAUCAGCCGUCUCGUCACGCUGUGGCGAAGCGAGCGGUGGAGGCCUCGGGUUACCCGCUGGUGUCGAACCUCCCUGGGGAGAACCACAUUUAACAUUUCAAAAUGGUAUCAGAUCGCAGGGUACAGACUGGAUGAUUAUUGGUUCGAUAAGUUCUACCAGGUACUCGAGACUUUGAGGGCACUUCCUACCUCCACCUCUGAGACCAUUCAAAUCUCUGACUGGAAUGUGCUAGCCGGCAGUCUCAAAAGCGACACCUAUGAUGCUGCGGAUGUUCACCACGUUUUUUAUCCCAAGGGAGAAGGCAACAACAAGGACGACAGCAAGUCCAGCCCAUCGGCCGCUUCCACCAUUAAACCGGUCCCAAAGACAGCUCGGCGGAGUGGAUUUCUAAGCUCGCUCGACAAGGAAGCCUAUGACAGUCUUUGCCGCCAUCUCCAACAGAACCUCACUCUUCGCUUUCCGGAUGUGCAGCCCUUGUUGAAGAUCAAGAAGGAGGAAGGCGAGGUCAUGGCACAGGUCAUCGAUCAUGUAGUACGUUGGGUAAACACUGAACCCGCAGAUAUUGUCGAUACUCACGAGAAUAAUAAGCCCUUGCGACGACAGGACUUGAUACCUGCGAUCGAAGGUCUUAUGGUCACUACUCACGGGGACGAUUGGUGGGCUCAGCGGAGGGAAGACGGUGAUGUCGACGGCGUUGACGAUAUGGCAUCCUGGCUCGACCUGCGCUCACGAACGCUGGAAAGGCAGGUCCUCGACUACGUCCGCAGCCAUAUGACCGAGUUCAGGGAUCCCUCGACGAAGCACUAUCUCGACUUGAUGCCAGAGGAACAUGAUGAGCACUAUGCAGAACGCUUCAGUACCGGCGACCUCUGGACGGGCCUAUCUGACAUAGUCCAACACGCCCUUGGUUCUGCAUUUCGCCCGGUAUGGGAGAAUUCGAUCUCCGAACGCGUCGGCGCAGAUAACGCGGAUCAUCAACCGCGGUCCGAGAUGCGUCACAGACCACCGGCCUCAGCCAUCACACGAGCCAUAUGUAGUCAGUUGGGAAAGAUUCCCGAGGUGAAGGAGAAUCCCGCACUGAGAGGCGUAUACGCCUCGAACGAGCUUGGUGCCUACAUCGAUCAUGCUGUUCUCUCAUGGGCUUCGGAUCGAUGCCGCAAAGCAGUGGAAAACAACGAGUCUGAUGAAGGACAUCCUUGGUCGCGUGAAGCACUCCACGCGAUCCAGGUCGCGUAUCAGGGGUACGAGGGGAUCCUGGCAGGAAUGACAUCAGCAACUUCAAUUUCCGAACACGAUGAUCAGCGGCAGCAGCAGCGGCAGUUGCCAUCCUUACCUGCAACAGAAGAGCGUAUCAGCCACACCUCGAAUGAAGUGCUCUGUCAACAACAGGGUGCUGUAUCAUCAUCGAAUCACCACGUCGUCAAGCAACCCUCAUCAUCGCAGGGGUUGGUUCCGAUCAACGCGGCAGACAGGGCACAGCGUGACAGCGGGCGCACAAGGCCCAUAGCAAUGGAAGAAAGCCCACCACCUCGAACGGAGCAACAAAAGCAGCAGCGCCAUCAGUCGCGUUAUCCUCAACAGCAGCCACCAUCGUCGCCGCCGCCGCUCACUGAUAAUACGACGACUACGAUGAUAUCCCCGUUGCCUCCAGCCCAAGGGACUGGUCACCUUUUGUUAGUCAACAUCACCGUUGUGACACCUGUAAUGUCGUGCUUGGGGCUACCAGAGGAGGUCGAAUUCGACGUCCACUCUGAUGGUCCUGACAUUGAUGAUGGCGAAGACCAAGAAGAAGCACAAGAGCUUAUAUCUCCCUUCUUGGCUGAUGAACAUUAUCUAGAGGAGCCCGCGAGCAUUCAAGGGAGCGUGGUCAGCACAGAAGACGCUACAGAUCAGUUCCAAAGAGGCUGGAGAGUAGACCGUCGCGCCGGCGAUUCCUGGAUGUAUGCUGACGAGUUCAUCGACGAGACGAACGACGAAGCCUUCGAUGGGGCACGUGCUCUAGACCUCCUCCAGCGCCGAGUUGUCCUAGACUAUGGGAGCAAGAAGACUGGAUCGAAGCCGGCGAGCGAGGACGACGACUAUUACCCCGUAUUUCGGCUCGAUUUCGUUAGCAUUAUCGGUCUACCGCGCCGGCCGAUCUGCCGGCCCAGUCACUUCUUUGACAAUAUCACGAUAUCGUUUCGCCAUUGGAGCGCCGCCUAUAGCGCAAAACAUGUGCAAGGCAUCGGUUUCGACCUGAGCGGCCGUACCUUCCGCAUUGCCACCGGUGCUACUCGAGAAGCUUGGUUCAUCGUCAUGCACCCGAGCCAGAGGGCUGCUGGCGCCAGCAACCCCCGUCGACGACACGACACGACACAUACAAGGACUGCACAUACAAGGACUGCUCUCGUGCAAGGCCGUGCUCUGAUGCUCGCAUCGUAUAUCAAAGACAUCUUCCUUGAAGGUGAGCUCCUUGGUGAAGGUGAGCUCCUUGGUGAAGGUGAGCUCCUUGGUGAAGGUGUUGAGCCGAGAUGGGCUCUCGGGGGCAAAGAGACGCAGAUGAUUGCCUUUGACAAAUGGGUCACAUUCCAAACACUAUUUAUGGACGGCUGGACAGGGUUCCUUGAAAGGUUCUCUGCUCAGGGCGACACUUUCUGGACCGGUCAUCAGCCCGCCUUCCACGCGUACGACUAUGGUGCCAACAUCAACAUAGAAGUCAAUGAAGGCAUAGCGAAUCUCGAAGAAGAGACAGUCAUCCGGCCAGCCUAUCUCGAUGAGUCCGAGGACGGUUACGAUCGAGAAAACAGUAGUGUGCCGGCGACACAGCAGGGAUGGGAGGGAAUUGGAGGAGAGGAACGAGAGGAUGGGCCCGACGAGCUAUGGGGCCAACCAACCGUCGAAGUGGAGGAUAACGAUAGUCUGUUCAUGCCAGCGAGGGCGGACGAUGUUGCUUCUCUAAUACCACCUAUACUCAGUCCAGGACGAAUCAAUGCAGAAUAUCGAGGUAAUAAUAAUGGCGAAGCUGACACCGACAGGCCUAAUGGUGAUGACGAGCAGCAACGAAGGUUCCUUGAAUGGAUGAACGAAUCUGAGAACAUUGAUAGGGGCCAGCACAACGGGGCUCAACUACAAGACCAGGAACAUCAGUACGAGAGGCAAGAUAACUUCCAGCAGCAGCCGUUGAGCCCAGAUGCUGAUGAUAACGACGGCGUCUAUCCAAUGCAAGCACCAGACAUCUCACCAUCCAGCCUACCUCCUUCAUCAGAAUCGAUACCAGCAACGGAGGACCAGAGAGAACAUGAUGCGUUGUAUAGUCCCGGCCUGAUGCGGCUGCGUGAGGCCCUUGAGGCGAAGUACAACCUCGACAACAUCAGCCACGUCUCCUAUGCCCUAGCUGUUGAUGUUCACUGUACCGCAACAAAUACCUCUCCUGGUACGGAAGCAAGGGUAAGCCGUCCUGUAUGCUUGCUUGCCGACCGCAACCGUGUGACCGGGGAGUUUUAUGGGAGUAACUACACCUUCUACCCACUCGGCUUCCACCCCGCAUACGGCAACUUCACGUCAGACCGUCCUCCUGCCUUCCUGGAUAGCGACCUGUUUACUGUCAUGAAGGAGAACAUGAGCCACCAGAAUCAGGGUGCCGACGUACUUUCGUUCGGCUUCUUUCAGGGCUAUUCCAACCUGAAACGGUCCAUCCGUCACGGCCCUCAUGACCUACUAGCUAGUCACGGCCUCGCCACAGCUGCACUCACCAUUCCCUCGACGGAGGCUCAACGCACGGCGCGGCUCAAGGACAAGCAGCAGCGACUCCUGGCCCAAGUGAGGGGGCAACUCACACCUGACAACCCUGGCGCGUCGACACCUUUUGCGCGGGAGCGACAAAGGGUCGAAGCAGCCAUGCAAGCCAAUGAGUUUGCGUUCCGAUUCGAGCAGGUUAUUUCCAUCGACACCCAACGGCUCGUGCGCCGUCGUCGAAACUUCAGUAGCGUGCUACAGCCAAUUUUCCAGCUAAUGCGCCUCUUCCUCAAGGAGAAGCAGCUCUAUGCAGGCAUACUUCGGCGUUUCAACCCGAGCAUCUUUCCAGGAGUCAUGGUGGCUUUUGCCAAAGUUGUGGAAGCAGCUAUAGCAGAAAUGGACCGCCGCUUUCGUGAGGCAGGGUCGAAAGGACUGGGCAUGGCUCUCUCCGAAGGCGUCGCUGCCCUCGAUCGACUGGGUAAUUUUUGCUUCACUGGGGAUCCGAGGGUGCUGCCUACCAAGGUCAUGAGGCUCCUUGGAACGAUGGAUAGUCUAAAAAGAUGUGGUUGGCCAUUUAUAUCGCCGCGAAUGUUGGACAUCCGAGAUGGACAAGGACUCGUCAACCUUGUGGGAUGGCCACAGCUGAGCAACGGACGGCCCGUCCUGAUGCAUGUUGCCUCACUAGAAUACCACUACGAUAGAACUGUAGCAUCUAACCGACACAGUCAACUAUGGUUUGCUGAGCUUGGGGGCAGGUCAAUAGACGGGAUGGAUAGGAUGACAACGUUCCUUCAUGAGGUAUUCCAAGAUCUGUGGAUACCAGAGACGGUCGCUUUUAUUGCUCGUCAAGUCCGCCGUGGCUUGAAUCGUGGCAUCCGCAGUGGUGGUAGGAUCGGUGUUGGAGAACAUGGUGAUGUCGGCACGGGCAAUGAGGAGAGCGCUCAGGCGAUGAUCGCUUUAGAAGCCUGGGAGGCACGAGACAAUCCAUUUAAAACCUCAAACUUCGAGAAACUCUCGACGGAAGUACUCAAGUUCGAUGACCGUUCGAUGAUGAAUGAAUCAAAGAUCGUGCUCAAGACAAGACGCGACUUUGCAGAAGAGAUUUUCGUUGCUUUGAUGGAGGGCGGUAGGAAGGGCCACCCAGGAGUCGAGUCUAUCGCACCGACCCACUCAACAUGGCCCUCUAUUCUGCGGGCCGCGAUCCAACACACCAAAGGCAGCUUCGCAACAAGGACUCAGUGGGUCUCAGGUAUCGCAGCUGCCAUGGUAUCUGCGAGCAUCGAAUGGAUCCCUGGCUCUCAUCGCCGGAGGUUGACGCAUCAACAGGUAGUACAACUCGUCGGAACGGCUGCAUCCGCAACUAUCCUCGCGGCUCGACCCAAUAGCCUCAAGAGACGGGCGCUAGAGGCGGAGGCUCGUAGGUCGGUCGAUUCAACUGGCGUCAAGCGAGCGAAGAUCCGACCACGGAUCGAUCUAGGUUCAUCGAGCGCAACCCCCGAGGUUCGGCCCAAUACGAAGUGUUUCAACGUGACAACCAAGAGAAGAGACCCUGCUCUUCUAGCAGCUAACAUGGUGACGAGAAUGCUCUGGUUCCUGCGGCCGGAGGCAUUUCCAUGGGACAAAGAUCGUGAUUCAGUGCUGCGAGUGUCUGAGAUGACAAAGAAAAUCGAGCACAAAGGGGUGAACAACCGAAUGCUUCGAGAAUUGGGUUGGAUAAAGGUCAAAGGCAACCGGGAUAGCCCACGUAACUGCGAGUCGCGUCUUACGCCUAAAGAUGAGCUCUUCAAGCUCCGCAACGACCUGAUAUUUCUUAUGAGGGAGCCGAGAAAUUUUAUUGGCUGCCCCACGGCUACGGGCGGCUCUGUGAGCUUUCUCUCUCUCCCUGGCGAACUUCGAAACACGAUAUACGAAAUUAUUUUACUGCAGUCCGAGCUUAUCGAUCCUUGGAUCAGAUAUGGUUUGCAGGUCCCAACAGGGCUUUUUCGCGUUAGCAAGACAGUCCACCGCGAAGCCAGCUUGCUAUUCUACAGCCAGAAUCGCUUCGACUUUGGUGGACGCGAUCCUGAGAAAUUGGUCUCGUUCCUCCAACAAAUUGGUCCCCGCAACGCAAAUUCCAUCCAACAUAUCGUAAUCGACUUCCCGGAAUUCCUCUAUCUAGACCCAGGCGAUGUUACCAUCAAGGAGAAAAGCCUCAGCAUACUCGGAAGCAUUGUGAGCAGCUGCACUGGUUUGAUCACGCUUAGGACGUCCUUGUAUAGUACAAGUGACAUGGAACUCAGGCUUGACAAUCUGGACCACUACAGCCUUGCUACUGAGGCACUGCAUCUUGUCGAUACUCACUUUAGAGCUAUACCUUCUCUAUCGGAGAUCAUUCUUGAGGUACAUGAAGAUGGGCCGAGUGAUUGUCUAAGAAAGAGAAUGGAGAAUUAUGGAUGGAUACUCAGCAAAAAUACUGUUACGGAAGAAGAGUGCUGGGACAGUAGGUUCAGUGAUCUUGACUUUGAUGAUUAUGGCUAUGACUAUGAUGACGAUGAUGAUUAUGGUGAUUAUGACAUCGAUAAUGAUAGCGAUUUUUGGAGAAGAGCCGCAGACUAA
Fusarium coffeatum is the source of this 7137-nucleotide messenger RNA. RefSeq lists its product as uncharacterized. The transcript has 9 exons. The coding region runs from base 1 to 7137 and encodes 2378 amino acids. NCBI's taxonomy places the organism in Eukaryota, Fungi, Ascomycota, Sordariomycetes, Hypocreales, Nectriaceae. The record is from RefSeq and is a predicted model, not a curated record.